Sesamum indicum (sesame) is the source of this 3495-nucleotide messenger RNA. Its product is annotated as U-box domain-containing protein 43. Gene Ontology annotation, biological process: cell surface receptor signaling pathway; protein ubiquitination. Lineage: Eukaryota; Viridiplantae; Streptophyta; Magnoliopsida; Lamiales; Pedaliaceae. The record is from RefSeq and is a predicted model, not a curated record. Gene Ontology annotation, molecular function: ubiquitin-protein transferase activity; protein binding.
UGUUUUCACCGUAUAUAAGAAUUAUUAUUACUAGAGGUGCAGUGCGGUGCCGGCUGCUGCUGCUGAUGAAAAUAAACAUGUCUGAACCAUAUGGGCAGAGGGUAGGGUACUCUACUCUUCUUCCUGUUAUUCAUGCCAUCUUCUUGUAAUUCUACUUCUGAGUCUGAUCACACUCUUGGCGACCGUAGAUGAGAACUACCCAUCUUUUGAAUUGGAGCAGAGACGAGCUGUUUAAAUGAGUCGAUUAUAUCCUCUCACAGAUUGCUAAAAAUGGUAGUGGACAUGGCAACUAAUUCAUCUCCUGUGGAAGUCGUCUCUCACACUACAAAGGCCAUCCUUGAGAUAAUAGCAGCCUCUGAUAGCCUGCUUAUUCAGAACAAGAGUUUCCUACAACUCUCAUCUUACUUGGAUAGGAUCAUUCCGCUCUUGCACGAGUUGACUACGAUAGACAUCAUUGCUUCUCAAGGCUUGAGCAACUUUCUUGAAAUCCUAUACCAUGAGAUAAAGGAGGCAAAGAAACUAAUUACUGAUUGCAGUGAAAGAAGCAGGUUUUAUAUCUUAUUGAAUUGUAGAUCAAUUGCCAAGCAAAUCGAUGAUAUUACUAAAGAGAUUACCCAUGCACUAAGUUGCUUUAGUUUUGCUUCUCUAAACAUUUCAUUGAAGAUCAGGGAAGAUAUCAGCCAACUUGUUAGUGAAAUGCAGAAUGCUGAUUUCGGUGUUGCAAUGGCAGAAGAAGAGAUCUUAGAGAAAAUAGAAUCAGGCAUGCAGGAAAGAAGUAUUGAUCCGAUCUAUGCCAAUAAUUUGUUAGUUUCCAUUGCAAAGGCCAUUGGUGUUUCAACCCAACGUUCGGAAUUGAGAAAGGAAUUUAACAAACUCAAGAGCGAGAUAGAAAAUUUGCGGUUGAGGAAACAUGAUAAUGAAGCCAUACAGUUGGAUCAAAUGAUUGUUUUGCUAGAAAAGGCAGAUGCAGCAUCAUCUCUUGAGGAUAGAGAAAACAAAUACUUAAGUAAGAGACAAUCUUUAGGCAUGCAACCAUCGGAACCUCUCUUGUCUUUUUAUUGCCCAAUCACUAAAGAAGUUAUGGUUGAUCCUGUGGAGACACCUUCAGGGCAUACAUUUGAGAGGAGUGCUAUAAUGAAGUGGUUACUGGAGGCAGACGAACCAGUAUGUCCCUUGACGUCAAUUCCAUUGGACACUUCAAUGCUGAGGCCUAAUAAAACCCUGAGGCAGUCUAUUGAAGAAUGGAAGGAGAGGAACACCAUGAUCACUAUUGCGUCACUGAAAUCUAGACUUUUGUCGGGACAAGAGGAAGAGGUGCUUCAUUGCUUGGAACAGCUGAAGGAUCUGUGUGAACAGAGAGAAGCACACAGGGAAUGGUUGGUUUUCGAGAAUUAUAUACCAAGUCUUGUUGAGCUUCUUUGUGUGAAGAACCGGGAUAUUAGGAAUCGAGCUCUUCUCAUACUUUGCUUGCUGGUAAAGGGCAAUGAUGAUGCUAAGGAAAGAAUUGCUAAAGUUGAGAAUUCCAUUGAACCAAUUGUUCAGUUUCUUGGCCGUCGUAUUGGUGAAAGAAAAUUAGCUGUGACAUUACUACUGGAACUCUCAAAAUGCGGGGUAGUGCGUGACUGUAUUGGGAAGGUCCAAGGCUGCAUACUUCUUCUGGUAACCAUGUUAGGUAACACUGACCGACAAGCUGCCAAAGAUGCUAAAAAUGUCUUGGACAAUCUUUCAUACUCUGAUGACAAUGUUGUGCUCAUGGCAAAAAAUAAUUAUUUUAGAUAUCUACUGGAACGUCUAUCUUCAGAUUCUGAUCAUGUUAAGAUGACAAUGGCAAAAACCUUGGGGGAGAUGGAAUUGACUGAUCAUAAUAAAUCAUCACUAGCUGAAAGUGGUGUCUUGGAUGUACUUAUUGUAUUAGUCUCGCAUGAUGACGUGGAAAUGAAAUUAGUAGCAAUUCAAGCACUUCUGAAUCUUGCAAGCUUGAAAAAGAACGGGCAGGAGAUGAUAAAGAAGGGUGCAGUCCCUCCACUGUUGGAUAUUCUCUACCAACAAACAUCACCAGAAAGGUUGCGUGAACUAGUGGCAGCUACUAUUGUGCAUCUUGCUCUGUCAACUAUACCUGAAGGUUCUCACUGGACGCCGGUUUUGAUGCUGGAAUCUGAUGAGGAUAUUUCUGAACUGUUUUCCUUAAUUAAUCUGACGAGUUCCCCCCUACAGCAAAACAUUCUCCAAGCUUUUCAUGCCAUGUGCCUAUCUCCAUCUGCUAAUGCAGUCAAAUCAAAGCUAAGAGAGUGCUCAGCUGUUCAAACAUUGUUCCAAUUAUGUGAGGUCGAUAAUAUCAUUUUACGUCCAAGCGCUGUGAAGCUGUUAUGUUGCUUAACUGAAGAUGGUGAUGAGACUACAAUGUUGGAGCAUCUGACACAAACUUCAAUUGAAACCUUGCUCAAACUUAGUAAGACUUCUGAUGAUGAGGAAGAGAUUGCCUCGACCCUGGGUAUAAUUGCUAACCUUCCGAACUCUACCCAAAUCUCUGAGUGGCUGUUGCAAUCUGGAAAUCUCCCUAAAAUUUUUAGUUUUAUUCCUGAUGGUAAGAGUAGUAUUCACCAAAACGAUCAGCUGACCGAGAAUGCUGUGGGAGCCAUAUGUCGUUUGACUGUUCAAACAAGCGUUCAAUUACAGAAAAAAGUAGCAGAAGCCAGCAUUAUCCCCUUGCUGGUAAAGUUGCUAGAUAUAGGAACCAGCUCAACAAUAAGGCGAGCUGCCAUAUCUCUUGCUCAGCUUUCAGGGAGUUCCCCUAUGCUGAGUAGGCAAAUCUCAAGGCAUCAAGGUUUUUGGUGUUUCUCAUCAUUACCAGAGGAAGCCUGCCCUGUUCAUCAGGGAAUUUGUACAGUGGAAUCCUCAUUUUGCCUAGUAGAGGCCGGUGCAAUUCCUCCUCUUAUUCGGGUUCUGAGGAAGCCAGAACCCGACGUCUGUGAAGCUGCUUUGGAUGCCCUCUUGACUUUGAUCAACGGUGAAAUGUUGCAAAAUGGUUGCAAAGUGCUGGCUGAAGCAAAUGCGAUGCCUGUUAUAAUUAAAUUAGUUAGCAGCCCUUCUUCUAGUUUGCAGGAAAAGGUUUUGAAUUCUCUGCAGAGGAUUUUUAACUUGGUGGAAUAUAAGCAAAAGUAUGGAGCUUCAGCUCAGAUGCCUCUGGUGGAUUUGACGCAAAGGAGAGACAGUAGCUUGAAAUCUUUAGCCGCCAAGAUACUUGCUCAGUUAAAUGUGCUUCAUAAUCAGUCUUCUUAUUUCUAAAGGAAAACACUUGUUUCCUUCUCGACUUUGCUAGAAUUUCCAGCUUUAUUGAUCUGAUGUUCUUCUCAUAUGUAUAUCUGUUGGUUGUUUGCUUUAUGUCGGAACAUUGAAGCCACAGCUGAUCUUGGCAUUAAAGAAGCCAGGUUGCACUAAAAUACAGUGAAAUUCUUUUGUAGUUGAGAAUAUUUAUAUUUGUAAACUAUUUGUGAU